Molecule: messenger RNA, 9214 nt
Organism: Selaginella moellendorffii
Lineage: Eukaryota; Viridiplantae; Streptophyta; Lycopodiopsida; Selaginellales; Selaginellaceae
Exons: 36
Coding region: 6-8921 (2971 amino acids)
Biological process (GO): protein targeting to vacuole; protein retention in Golgi apparatus
Cellular component (GO): extrinsic component of membrane
Source: RefSeq, a predicted model, not a curated record
GAGUGAUGGGGCGAUGGCGCUGGCGCGAGCGCCUCCGGCGGGCGGCGUUGAGGCCGCUCCGGCGCUGGAUUGUUGGCGCGGAUGACUGCGCGAUCGAUAUUUCGUGGAGCUUGUCCGGUGUGGAGCUCCGUCUCGGUAAGUUUGAGCUGAUUCCGGAAGCUGUCAAUGCCGAGGCGCUGCUAUCCUCGCCUCUCGUCCUGCGCCGGGCCUCAAUUGCGUCUGCGAGGCUUGCAUUCUCACUCAUCGGGUCGCCGGCAAUCGCCAUUGUCAUCGAGGGCCUCGAUGCCGAAUGCUCUGCACGAGAUGCUGAGGAUUCAUAUUGGAAAAAUACAAUUGCGGAUCGUGGCGCUCACCAGCGAUUGGAAAGGCUCGCGUCAAUUGAUCCAGAGGGUGCUAGCGAGCACUCGAGAGCAAAACUAAAGGAGGAAAACCGCACUGGUUUCUUCCUACUUUUGCUGAUAUCGUUCUUGCUCUCAGCUGUGAAAGUCGAGCUACACGAUGCGAAAAUCUCUCUCAGGUCUCGUCAAGGCUACGAAACCUGUAUUUCGUCUACGCAGCUGGUUGUCGGAGAAGAAAUGCCGAGCGGGUUUUUCAAGGGAAGCAUGUUUGGGUCAUUGAGCAACAUGGUGGUAUACAGUCGGAAAAAGGCUACAAAAGCUUGCAGCGCGUCACGGGUAAGCGUUACUUUCAGAGACAGCCGCCGGCAAGAGCAAGUCAGGGGUGACGAGGGAAAUGCCGUGUUGAUGGUGAUGGUUUGGCUUUCGUUUGGUGUUUGGGAGGAUUCUUUCUGUGGACUCACAGUGAGUAUCCCAGAGGCAGUAGGGGGACUGGACUCUAGCGAGCUGGAUUUAGUUUUGCUGCUGCUGGCUGAGUUGGAAGGGCCGUCAGGGAGGCUUACGUCCGCGUCGAGCAGCGGUGGAAUAUCGUCUCCCGGUUGUAGAAACGCGAAAGAGCUUUGGGCAUGGGCAGUGUCAAAGGUUUUACGCGAGUCUCCAAGACGAAGACUAAGUGCUAGCUUUGAAGCUGGUAUCCUCCGUCGGCGUUACUGUUCUCUUUAUGGUGAUUGGCUUCAAAAUGUUGGCUGGUGCAGUAAGUCUCAACGUCUGGAUCGGGCAGAACAUUUUAAGAAGUUAUCAUCAUCCGUCGCUGAGCUUGAGAAGAAGCUACCAGUUGAAGCAGUGGCUCUUGCUCGUCGGAUUGCACGGAGACGAGUUUUUCUGAAGGAAUCCAAUGCAGUGAAGCAAGACGAUGUUUCGCAGGGUUUUUUGAAAAGAAAAUGGGCCGGGUUUCUAAGGGCAGUAGGAUAUGACAGAGAUGCAGUUGAGAAAAAAUGGGAAGAGCAACAGACAAGUGACAGAAAAAGCCAGGAUUUUUCGUUGGACUUUAGCCGUGGUUCUCUGGUAUUCGUAGGUGCUGGAGACGUAUCGGUUUGCCUCAGAUGGAAGAAAAUGUCCGUGGUCUACCGUUCAAACAAGGAUCGGAGAGAAACAGUAGUUGUUCUAGGUAGCUUACGCGGAGAAAUACUGAGCAAAAGCAUCGAAGGCAGAGGGAAGUUUUCAUACGAAACAAGUACGGAAUGUAGGCUACGUUGGAAUGACAGAGCAUCGAGUGGGUUUCUUUUCUUUUCAAGUUCGCCCUUCGAACAUCAGCAAGCAGCUAGAACGCUACAGAAAUACAAUGUCGGUCUUCAAGAGAAGCACGCCUCCAGAAAUUAUGAGGAAACUCGGAACUGGCAAACGAAGUUGUGGAAACACUACAGCGAUGACAAGAAGAUACAGAGAUCUUUGGAUAGCUUGGUGGGGCCUUUCCUGGUGGUCUUCUAUGGAACUGCGCCGGAAAACAAUCGACUGCCAGACACAAGUAUGAUCGUUACUGUAGGAAAAGUGGACAUGAGCUUCAGGUAUGCCAUGUUUUCCAAGCUUCUUCCGAUCUUGACGGAACUCAGAAAACUCGAGCACUCUGGACAACCGUCAUCUAAAGACAUACACAAGGCUAGCACCUCUGCACAUAGUGUUUAUAGGGAACAGAUGGAGUUGUGCCGAAGCUUGGUUUUUUCAGCUGUUCCCGAGACUCGAAUGCAACUCACAGCCGUUGUUGAGAACGUUCGACUGACGUUGGAAGUAUCGGAAAGUGAGCUGCCAAUCCAAAAUGUGAAAUUGAAGCCGUUGGUUUUAGACGUCGGCUAUUUCGAGUUCGCACUUUGGCCUGCGGUCGAGCAUAACCAGUGGAUAAGGCCUCUUCGCUUACAAGAACAGCCGCCUACGCGAAAAGACGACUUGGACCGUGACAGUUUUGCAAGCAACCUACUUGUGUACAUAAAUGGCAGUAGAUUCAGCACGCAGUCGGAAAAUUUUGUUGGGCCUUUGAACGUAACGGUGGAGUCUUCAUUUCAAAGGGAAAACUGCACGUCGCUCUUCGAAUCUCUCAAGUCCGUGGCAUUGACGGCUGGCUUGGCAGCACCGUCUUUUGACGUCUGCUUGGACAUCAGCAAAGCGACAACUGCUGUCCAGAUCCUUAUUUGUUACUUCGAGGCUGCUAAGAAUGCUGCUUCGCACCUGUACGAUUCGACUACCGAGAGUGAAAGUGACAAUGAUGCAAUUUCUACAGAUGAAACCUUUUCGCUCGAUCUUAGCUUCAACCUUCAAAGCUUCAAGGUUUAUUUUGGCGACUUGGAAGCUAGUCGACAAUCGGGGGAUACAGAAACGAGCCUGGGAAUUGGAAUUUUGGCCGUAAACAGCUUAUGCCUUGAUUUUACAGCCGGUAGCUGGUCUUCUACAGGUAUUUCCUUGAAGUUCCAGAAGAUGCAGAUCUCCAUUGUUCCCACAAAUAUGAACUUCGAGCAGGUAUUGAAGGGACAGUGCAAAUCCUCUCUCAAAACUUUUUGUGCGGAUCAUUUUACUCUUGCUUUCGACGGAUCCGAAGCUUCUGCUGCUGAAGUUGAAAAGUUUUGCUGUUCAACAACAAUUGACGUGGGAUUAAUAUCCACAGCAGGUUGUCAUCUCGAGCAAAUUCUUGCAAAAGCGAAGCAACAUCCAUCGACAGCAGAGAGCAUGCACGUCGUAUUGACAUUCACUGACGGCUUGUCGGUUGAAGUAGAGGCCGGUCUAGCUAUAUUCGAGACUAUUGCUACAGUUGAUGUUCUCAACUUUGUAGCCAGCUAUGCUGAAUGUGUCGGGAAAAAGCUUGAACCGGUGAUAACUUCUGUUGAUGGCGUAAGUACAAGUGCUAGCGAGCUUGAACGUUCGUAUUCAUUUCCUGAAGGAAGACAGCUGGUGGUAGCCCCUUCUCGAUCACAAUCAACUCCUCCCGAGUUUUUGCAAGUGGAAGAGGACUUUGGUGUGGAGGGCUUAAUGUCUUUCAAAGUUUCUCGACUCUCGGUGGUUCUUUCUGCAGCUGGCACACAGACCGUGGAAGGCGUACUUUUUGUGGUUGGUGCUCACGCAGAUAUCACAUCUGCAAAAGGAUCUUACAAGAUCAAAGCAGCCGUAAGCCAGUUCACGGCGAUCAGUUUGAGGUCUGACAAGCAACGUCUAAACGAGAGGUCUCAUGGUCGGGUCCCACAGUUUGGUUUCAACGACACUGGUGAAAGCUCUAGUGAUACGGAAAGCUUUCAUCGCGAUACUUCAUGUAAGGACGACGACAAGGCCUCCGACAUGAACUGUUUAUUGGAUAACUUGACGGUCUCGGCUACGUUAAAUAGACAAUGCAGGAAAGGUGUGGAUCCCAAAUGGGAAAAGUCUUGGCGAGGACAGAUAGCUGUCAGUGGAUUGAAUAUUGCAGUGACAACCUAUGAACUACAGAUGCUAGUAAGCAUUGGGAAGCCGUUAAGCCAUAUAUCAUUAUCCAAAAGUAAAACGGCAAAUAUUCAUAAGCCUAGUGGACAAAACGUUGAAAAGAUAUUACGUGAUACAAUUCUUGAUGGGGCAAUUGUCGCAUUGAAGGACGCUCAAGAACAUCUUUAUCUUUCUGUCGAGGACUCUUCGUCUCAAGGCCAGUUUCAUUUAGGCGGUGCUUGGCAUUACUCAGUGGCAGGGGAAAGAGCUUUAUUUAAGGUUAAAUUUCACGAGAAGAACAAGGAUAUACAAUGGUUUUCCUUGGUUUCUCUUUAUGCCAAAAGUUCUACUGGCGUACCUCUUCGGGUUCAUUAUGAACAGGGGUCACGGCAGCUUCAGAUAUCCUCGACGAAUGAUAGCCCUUGGGAACUUUGGCAGUGUAUACCAUAUCGAUCUAGCGACGAGGAGAUCAACGUUUAUAAUGGCAUCUUCAGCCAUUUGGUUCAUCUGAUUAACCAGAAAAGCAAGCAAGGAUUGGCGUUGGCUGACGGAAUUCCUGUAGUUGCCAGUUAUCCGGGAAACGCUUUCAAAAUAGAGGUGGUCGCUGAACCGACUGUGUUAUUUUCACAGCGUACCACCGUUCAAGAAAAUGUAACAGCUAAAGCUGCCGUCGCCAGUGCUACUGCUAUACCAGAAGUAAGAUUCGACAUAGGAUCGAUUUAUGUCACGCUACUGCAUGAAGCAGCCGGAGCUAUUCAUUUGCUUCCUCUCGUUCGAGUUCGACUGGAAGAAGUACAAGGGUUGGCACAAGCCUCUUCCCAAAAGGCUAGGAUUAUUGGUGGAUGUAGUUCUAUUAUUGAGCACUACGAGGCGCAAACCAGUUCAUGGCUAGCAAUCGUUAAUCCUGUCAUGAUGGAGAUUAUUGGAAGCUCUCGUCUAGCACGCAAUGAAAGGAAGUUUCCAGUAUCUUUCUUUUGCCGGUUUAAAAAGGUGGAAGUUUUGUUGAGUGAGCUUUCGUUGGAUGCUUGCUUAUUUCUGAUCGGUGUCAUGGACUUGGCUGGACCUUACACUAUAAAGCAUUCUCCUGUGUUGGUGAACAGGUGCCAGAUCGAGAAUCAGACUGGACUUAACGUUCUGUUCCGUUUCGAUCGUGAAAGCGGCGCAGGGGAAGAAGGAAAAGUGAAUUCCUGGCAAACAAGUUCGUACUUGAUGAGACAUGUACGCUCUCGACGGGGUACAACUCCUGCGGAGGUUUCUCAUUCAGUUUCUAUUAGUCUUGAAAAGGCUGGCACCGGUUUGUCUUCAAGUAUGAACGUAUCGCUGGGCGAGCCUGGUGUUUUUGCUGGUCGAACACGCCUUGAGGCUUUUCAAGGAUCUCGUGUGAAUGCGCCUGGUCCAAUCGUUGUUAUUGACGUUUCUAAACAAAGCCAGGACGGGAUUUUCUUAACUGUAUCUCCCAUGGUGAAAAUUCACAACGCUACGGGUUUGGUGCUUCAGCUACGAUGUCGUCGGCCGAAGCAAGGCGAAGGUGGAGCGAUAGUAAGCCUUAAAGAUGGAGAUAUCAUUGACGAUUCCAUGGGUGCAUUUGAUGCGCUAAAUCUGGAAGGGGAGAUGAAAAAAGCUUUGUUGUCGUUUAAUGUUGGUAAUUUUCUGUUGUCUAUAAGACCAGAGAGUGUCGCAGAUGGAACAACGUAUGACUGGUCAGAAGACGUCAAAGGAGCCAAAGCUGUACGAGUUUCGGGACUGUUCGACAAGCUGCAAUAUAAUUUCAAGAAGACUCUCAAAAGCAAAAGCCUGGAGUCAUCCUUCGGCUCUGUAUUUUGCAAAGCUGUCAAUGCUUCUGGUACCAGCACGGCAGGAGUAAACUUCCUGAUUCGAACGCUAAGAAGACAGGUACCGGUGACCAGAUUAAGUGGCGAUCAACAGCAAAAGCGCUCUCUUAUUGCAUGGCAAGAGCAACAGGAACUACUGCUCUUGCCGACACUGAAAAUCUACAAUUUUCUAUCAUCUGGAGUCUACGUCCGGAUUAAUAGUACUAAAGAAGCUCUUGACGGUAACCCGAACGAAGUCUCAGUUGCUGGGAGAGGUGGGAAAUCGCUGCUGUAUGCUGACUUGAAUGCGUUAUUUUUGGUCAUCAAGGUCGAUGACCACGGAUUUGUCAGCCAUCCAAUUGACAUUAGCUCUGGUCAUAAGCGCUUUCAAGAGCUUGCAAAGAAAGGAGGAAGCGUCAAGGAUAUUGAUAUCGAGCUUGCUUUUAAAGAUGGCUCACAUUUGGCUACAUUGAAAGUCUACAGAGCUGAGGAUGGCGUCUUGGAGCUGGUUAUUUUUACCAAAUAUAUGUUGCAAAAUGAUAGUCAAGUUCCGAUUCUUGUUUGCGCUGCCAAAGCGCCCUCUAGAUGGCAAGGAAGGCGGGUACAAAAUUUACAGUGGCCACCAUCUGCGUCGACCCAUACCUUAAUUCCAGGCUCAUUCAUAUCCUGGUUUCCCAAGUCAAGCGAUCUUCUGAUGAAAAGACAAGAGGAGGGUUCUCAACCAUCUUGGAUCGACUUGAACGCCCUCUCAGGAUCAUCAGAAUUGAGCUUAGGUGUACGUACAGAGUACUUACUGGACAAGAUUCAGCUGGGAAUACGAGUACACGUUCCAUCCCAAAAAGAUUCUGACCCGUCACAUAUAGUGAGGCUAGCGGCAAGAUAUACCGUGGCAAAUGAGUCUACCAAGCCAAUAUUUGUUUGUCAAGCUGGGCUCGAGGAAGAGGAGAGCCAUUAUGUUUCUAUCGAUCCUAUGUGCAACGCAGCUGUUCAUGCACAGCAAAUGGACGUCUCGGACAAAGAAGAGAAGCCAUUGGACUGCUCAACAUUGUCUUUGCGUUUUCGACUUAAAGACGCAGGAUGGCGAUGGUCCGGUCGCAUAUGUGCUGCCUCACUUGGGUCAUUUUUCUUAAAGCUUCGGAGCUCAAGCCCCGGUUUUGUGGAAGACAAGAAGUGGAUAUUUGCAGUGGUUUAUGUGGAAGAGGAAGACUCGUCGCUGAUUAUUCAUUUCCGAUUGCACUCGAGAGAAGCUGUUCCAUAUCGCAUUGAAAACAGGCUUCAUACAAGUUCCAUUACGUUUCACCAGAAGGACAUGUCCGAGCCUGAUACUCUUCCAGCAAUGGCAUCUGCGGAUUACGUGUGGGACGACUUAAGUUUGCCUCAUAGGCUUGUUGUCUCUAUAGCAGGAACACAAGCGUGCAGCGAAAUAAACCUUGACAAAGUUAAAGCGUGGAAAUCUUUUGCCGCUUCUCAUCGUAGCAAAGGUUUCUCGCUGCAGCUUCCAUUUCAAGGAAAUGCCGGAGGAAAUGACCCUGACGACUUACUAGAUAUGGGGUAUGAAGUGUAUGCGGAUGGACCAACGCGUGUUCUGCGAGUAUGUCAGAAGGUGGACAGCACAAAGAAGAGCUAUUGGGAAUCAGAGUUGAGCAUUCCACGUUGCAAGGUGGAACUGAAAAUCCCAACCUUCAAAGUUAUCAUGUUAGAGGCGUCAAAGCAGAGGAUCGAAGAUUUAACCGCAGAAGAGCUAUCUGGCAGCUCUCCUUUUACGCCGUUUUUAUGCGCCAUUCUAGCCUCUUCUUCUAUUGAAACAUUCGUUACAUCGGACCAUGCUAUUUGUCAACUUCGAGUUCAGAGCCUUGGUGCUGACAUGAAAUGGCAAGGAGCUCCUUUUGCCGCAAUGCUUCGAAUUCACGAUCACGAUCGCCUCAACAGUACGACGACUGCGCUGCAUGCUGCUUUUGUACUUUCGAACUUGGUAGCUAAUCCCAUCCAAGCGAAAUAUGCGUCCAUAUUGAUACAGGCUUUUGACUUGAACAUCGACGAGGACACGUUAAUGAAGUUCGUGCCUUUCUAUCGGACCUCACUCUCUACAACGGGCAGUAGCUUGCAGAUCUACUUCGAGAGAUUUGAAAUACAUCCGAUCAAGAUUGUUGCAAGUUUUGUACCUGGACAUCCUCGUGCAGACUAUACCUCAGCUCAAGAAACAUUUCGUGCAUUGCUCCAUACCGUCAUAAAGUUGCCAUCCGUUCGAGGAGCUACUGUAGAACUGAACGGAGUCCUGCUUUCUCAUGCUCUUUUGACUUUUAAGCAGCUCGUGAUGAAGUGUUUUCAGCAUUAUUCAUGGUACGCCAUGAGAGCCAUCUACAUUGCAAGAGGGAGCAAACUCCUCCCUCCUGGAUUUUCAUCACUUUUUGACGACUCUGCAGCUUCUUCUCUUGAUGUGUUUUUCGAUCCUGCCAAUGGAUCAAUUGAUUUACAGGGACUUACUUUGGGCAUGUUCAAUUUACUAAGUAGAGGCUUGAGAAAGAGAGGACAGGGAGGGACCAGCCGCUACCUUGGGGAUCUUGAGAAUACUGUGAAAAAGGCAGGAUCCAACAUUGUUUUCGCUGUAGUGACGGAGCUAUCGGAUAACGUCCUCAAGGGGGCUGAGACAAACGGCUUCGAUGGCAUGGUUAACGGGUUUCGACGCGGGAUUCUUAAUGUGGCGAUGGAGCCACUCGUUCUUCAAAAAGCCGUCAUAAAAGGCGGUUCUACAAGACGUAUCCAACUAGAUCGCAGCGUUGGCACAGAUGAGGCUUAUAUUGAAGGAUAUAUUCAAGCAAUGUUGGACGCGCUUUUCAAACAAGACUAUCUCAAAGUAAAGGUCAUGGAAGACCUGGUGAUACUGAAAAAUUUGCCACCGAACAGCAUGCUUCUGAACGAGAUCGUCGCGUGCGUGAAAAACUUUUUGAUCAGUGAAGGCCUUCUUGCUGGAGAGGCAUCCAUAGCCGCAGUGAGGUCGAUGCGACUUUUGCGUGGAGAAAGUGAAAGAAAAGUUGUGCCCGCCGUUAUCUCAUUAUCCGAGCAGCUGCUGGUGAUUUUUGCAAUCAGAGGCUUAAGACAGUACACAAGAAAGCUGUUGCAUCUGCAAGGAGGGUCAGAGAAAGCAGCUUCUGAACCCGCUAAAGCGGUAGUUACUCAAGAACCUCCUCAACUGCCAAGACCGAGCUUCAAAAGGACGAUAAGCAACUUUUUUAUAUCAAGCGCAAUUGCCUACAUCGAUGGGAGACUGUGCCGGCACAUACCGAACGAGCUGGGCAGGAGAAUUGUGAGCGGCUUCCUGCUCAGUUUUGUGGAAUAGUACUGAGGAAAACAUAAAACUCACACGCUGUUCUAGGGUGUAUAGCGGCUUUCGUGUGCAAUGUCGCUACUUCGCCUCGACUCGUAUUGUAGUGCUUCUUUUGAUUCCGGGCGGAGUACCAAACAUGUGAGUAAUAUUUCUAGUAACGGAGGAACAAGGCGGAGAGCUGAGAAACAGCAGCGCAAGCAUUUGGUACUGGAAUCUUAUCGCACGCGCUUCACCAAAGCAUUAGAUGCAGAAAUGGUGGGCUUUGUCUGUAAAACUUUCUUAUUACAAUCACGUUUUGGCUUAAA